AUGCAAUCAUCCUCCUCUAUAAUGAUGGGGGAAGGCAGUGCUCUAGCAGAAAGUCUUUCCUCCUUUCAUCAAGGCAAACCCCGCAAUGGAACGGAUUCCGUGGUUACAUCAUCACCACCAAUAGUAAUAACAGAGCGACAGCAAACGCCAACAACACAACUUCGUCCAUCGAGAACCCUCAUGGGCAUCUUUUCCUCAGCCGACUCGUCCAGUGUCCUCAUGCGAAACCGUCACCGGACUCUGAUUGGACUAUGGAAUGACACUCGAUUGUGCUCUUGGACCAAAAUUACAGAGGAUUGUCAGCUCGUCUAUGCCUUUAUCAUUGGUGCUGGGGAUGCUGCGUCGGCUCCGACUCAAUUGGUCAAUGAAACGAAUGGAAAGACCAAUGAAAAGUGGCCCUUAUUGGUGGAGAAACCAAUUGUCACCGAGUUCCCAGACCUAAAUGAAGAUGACACGGUCUUGUUGAAUAUUCGGGAGAAUAUGAAUGAUGGCAAAUCCGAAUCCUUCUUUUAUUUUGCUUCUACUCUCAUGGAGCAGCACGAUAUUGAUUAUGCCAUGAAAUUUGAUGCGGAUGCCUCCCUUUUGUUUCACAAAUUCUUGGUCUUUGCCAAGAAGGAACUUCCGCCAGCUCCCUAUUACAAGCGUAUCCUCGCUGGCAUUUUGCGGGACAAGGAUCGUUGGAAGACACCCCAAGAUCCUGCUGUGUACCAACAAAAGGAAGGUUAUUGGAUUCAAGAAUACGAUAAGGUCCAUGUCUAUUUGGCGGGGCAAUGUUACCUGUUGAGCCGUGAUUUGGUGGAAUUCGUAGUACAAGAGGCACCACGAUCCAGUGCCUACCAAGAAGGUCACGAGGACCAUGAUUUGUCCGCCAUGGCAUUUCAUUCUCCGAAACCUUUGACAUUACUCAUCAUUCCAAAGAAGCAUCGGUUUUGGGAACAUCCGGUCAAGGGGAAACCAAGAUGGUUGGGAAUUUUGAAACGAGAAACCGCACGCAUGAAGGGUGAAAUCUACAAGGGCAAGAAGCUACGAAUCCACUAG
Cylindrotheca closterium is the source of this 1038-nucleotide messenger RNA. Lineage: Eukaryota; Bacillariophyta; Bacillariophyceae; Bacillariales; Bacillariaceae. The record is from the annotation of a GenBank genome assembly.